Messenger RNA from Anguilla rostrata (American eel), 1649 nucleotides. It is a transcript of the gene esm1, whose product is annotated as endothelial cell-specific molecule 1. The transcript is spliced from 3 exons. Gene Ontology annotation, cellular component: extracellular region. Lineage: Eukaryota; Metazoa; Chordata; Actinopteri; Anguilliformes; Anguillidae. Bases 238 to 792 code for a protein of 184 amino acids. The record is from RefSeq and is a predicted model, not a curated record.
UCCCACUUCCAUGCCGGAUUUCUAAAACAAGGCGGACAGGCUGGCAACUGGACAUCAACACCGGAUUGAGGAAAUUGACGAGGGCAAACCAUGUGCACAACAAACUUGUUUAAAACUGAAAACCAUGUAACCUGAUGUACUAAUUCAGACCAUCCAAGUUGACGUCGUCUGCUCCUCCGUGUAACAGCUUCUAGACGAACAAUUAAACUGUACCUGAGAUUAAACAUUCACUUUAUCAUGCAUAUUUUCCUUUUCACCGUAUUUUUUGUGUUGGUGCUGCGAGAGGUAGAAGGCUGGGGGACGAGUGCCAAGUAUGCGGUGAAUUGCCCGGAGCGCUGUAAUGUGGAUUUGUGCGGCGGAACUCAAAGGUGCACACGGACGGUUCUGGAUGACUGCGGUUGCUGUCAGGUCUGUGCUGCGGGCAGAGGAGAGCAUUGUUACCGUACUGUCUCAGGAAUGCACGGCGUGAAGUGUGGACCAGGACUGUUCUGCGAGUUCUACAAAGAUGAGGACGACUACGGGGACGAGUACGGCAUUUGCAAAGAUUGCCUGUUCGGAACCUAUGGGGUUGAAUGCCGCAAAACCUGCAACUGCAAGGCCGGUGGCAUCUGUGACAGGAUAACUGGGGCCUGUCUCUCCUUCAAAUUCCUUGCAAAGAUGGCAUCCAUGCAGGCCAGCAAUCGAAAGACUCAGCCGCUUGCAGGGAAUGAGGGAUCCGGGGACAGCAGCAGUGUGAAUGGAGAUUUGAUCCAGGAAAGAUCCUCCACUCCAAAGUGGCUUAACCCACGCUGACAUGCAUUGCAUAGAUUUAGGUUAUUCAGUGUAAAUGUAGCAAAGAAGUAAAUUAAAUGACUUAAAAGAUAUAUUUUAUUAUGUUAAAACAAUGCAAAUAAUUAUAUUGAGAGUUUUAUACAGUAUUAUAGAAUGUUGAUUUCUGUUGUAUUUGUGUUUUACGCCAAAGUGAAUUGCUCCCCUGCUAUUUUAAGCAUUGUGUAUACUAGCAUAAUUUUAAUCUAUUUACUGAAUAAUGAAUCUUUGAUUCGGUGGUCUGAUUUUGGUUUCAGUAAUGUUUCAAAACCUUUACAAUUCUGUGUAAAAUUGUGCACAACCUGGAACUAUACUUUAACCUAAUAUUAAUGUGGGUUGUUCUUGUCUCUGAAUAACAACAUAAAGAAAAUGCUUUAUUCCUUACUUACACGGUAGGUAGUCUUUUUUACUAAUUAUUGCAGCUAUACUGCACAUAAUAUUGUGAAAUUAACAAAAUUAAGUCCAUUAACCAUAGGACUGAAAUUUGCCUUGACUUUGUCUAAUUCAGAGAUUGUGUCUCUUAGACAUUGCACUACACUGUUUCACAGUUACAUUGUGUGUCAUAGGGUGACAGAGCUGUUAACCAGGAAUGGAUUUCUCGUGGUCUGUUCUAAUGCAUUGUUUCUCCAUUGGAUACGAAGAGAAUCAGACCAACUUGAAAUUUCUGGGCCGUUACAGUGUGAUCAAAAGCAUUGGACUGAUUUUAGCAUUGCAGCAGUGCAGAUGGUCUCACCUACCCUUACCAAAAUUAUUAUGGACUCCAACAGAACAACAUAUUAGACUGCAAGUUCUCUACUCACAAAUGUAAAUGGUCUUGGAAUAAAAGAGAAAUCUUCUCAGAA